CACCCUCAAAUUUCAGAUUUCCCUCUGAAACUACUGAAGACAGAGGCCGACGGUUUCAAUAGCUUGUUUUGUCUCAUACUGAAGUUGUUUUGAAUAAAUAACUGUGCGGUGUUGUGCCAACCAUGUCGGAUACAUGGAGCAACAUCCAGGCGCAUAAAAAGCAGCUGGACUCUCUACGAGAGCGAUUGCAAAGAAGACGGAAGGAUACAACUCAGCUCGCAGAGGCGUUGGGUACUGAUGCGACGGCGGCUCGGAGCGACAGUCCGGGACCAACCGCCCAGUGCACCUCGAAGGCCGAGGAAGAGGAGCGACCUCCGGACCCCGAGCUAGAGCAGAAAUUGCUGGGUUAUCUCUCCGAACUGUCCUCGCUACCAGUGGACUCUCUUGCCAUCACCGAUUACCUUAGCACGGCCGAGGCACCAGUAUCCCAUGGCAACAUCCAGAGUCUCCUCCUCAAGUUCUCUGCCCAGGAGCUCAUCGAGGUGCAUCAGGGCUUCACCGCCCUCGAUUUCCUCAACCGACAGAGGAGCCAAGCUGGCACCUCCUCCGCCGCUACCUCCUCUUCAUCCUCUUCCUCCGCCUCCACCUCUUCCUCAACCCCCUCCACCAUCGUCUCCUCUGUGGACUAUACCAAGCUGUGCGCCAUGCGGGGGGCCCUGUCUCAAAAGACGGCCACCAAGAGGAAAGGGGACGACAUCGUCCCGCCAAAGCGUCCGCCUGGCCCCGCCCCUUCCUCGCAGACGCCAGCGGUGGUGACGGCCCACGUGCCAGGGCCGUCUGAUUGGAAGGCGGGGGGCGGAGGGGGCGGUCCAGAGAAGAAGAGCAGGACCAGUAAAGGUCAGACGUCUCACCUGGACAUGGAGAUCGAGAGCCUUCUCAGCCAGCAGUCCACCAAGGAGCAACAGAGCAAGAAGGUGAGCAGGGAGAUCCUGGAGUUGCUCAACACCAGCUCGGCGAAGGAGCAGUCCAUCGUUGAGAAGUUUCGCUCACGCGGUCGGGCUCAGGUGCAGGAGUUCUGCGAUCACGGAACCAAAGAAGAGUGCACGCGCUCCGGAGACACGCCGCAUCCCUGCACCAAGCUGCACUUUAGGCGGAUCAUUAACAAACACACGGACGAGAGCCUGGGCGACUGCUCCUUCCUGAACACGUGCUUCCACAUGGACACGUGUAAGUACGUCCACUACGAGAUCGACAGCCCGCCCGAGAUGGACACGGGGGCCCUGGGCCCGCAGACGGCCGGAGCAGAGCUGGGGCUGCACGAAGGGGACGAGCAGAGCGACGUGGGCAAGCUCUUCCCCUCACAGUGGAUCUGCUGUGACAUCCGCUACCUGGACGUGUCCAUCUUGGGCAAGUUUGCCGUGGUGAUGGCCGACCCUCCAUGGGACAUCCACAUGGAGCUUCCGUACGGAACCCUGACCGACGACGAGAUGAGGAAGCUCAACAUUCCCGCCCUCCAGGACGACGGAUUUCUCUUCCUGUGGGUCACAGGCAGAGCCAUGGAGUUGGGCAGAGAGUGCCUCAGUCUAUGGGGCUAUGAGCGAGUCGAUGAGAUCAUCUGGGUGAAGACCAAUCAGCUGCAAAGAAUCAUUCGCACAGGGAGGACGGGGCACUGGCUCAACCACGGCAAAGAGCACUGUCUGGUGGGUGUCAAAGGAAACCCUCAGGGAUUCAACCGGGGAUUAGACUGUGAUGUCAUCGUGGCAGAGGUGCGCUCCACCAGUCAUAAACCUGAUGAGAUCUACGGGAUGAUAGAGCGGCUUUCGCCAGGAACCAGAAAAAUAGAGCUCUUCGGAAGACCUCACAAUGUACAGCCUAACUGGGUAACGCUUGGCAACCAGCUGGAUGGUAUUCAUUUGCUUGACCCGGAUGUUGUGGCUCGGUUCAAGAAGCGCUAUCCCGACGGAGUCAUCUCCAAACCUCAAAACAUGUAGCGGUCUUGCUCUGUGACCUUUCAACCGACAAACUAUGACCUUUUGAAGGAGUGACUGAAGAUGCAGACUAGUUUUCCUGGAAAAACAGGGAAGAACACUUUUUUUGUACUGAUUUCAGAAUUUGUAAUAAAACUGUAAAAAUUUCACUCUCA
Messenger RNA from Alosa sapidissima (American shad), 2083 nucleotides. RefSeq names its product methyltransferase like 3 (gene mettl3). Gene Ontology annotation, molecular function: mRNA m(6)A methyltransferase activity; mRNA (2'-O-methyladenosine-N6-)-methyltransferase activity. NCBI's taxonomy places the organism in Eukaryota, Metazoa, Chordata, Actinopteri, Clupeiformes, Clupeidae. The record is from RefSeq and is a predicted model, not a curated record. The transcript is spliced from 13 exons. The coding region runs from base 123 to 1931 and encodes 602 amino acids. Gene Ontology annotation, cellular component: nucleus; RNA N6-methyladenosine methyltransferase complex.